UCUUGGAUUACGUUUUGUAAAGGGAGAAUUUACAUUUAUACACGUAUGUGGCGGAGGCAGACGCUGAAACAAAUUUAAAAGAAGAGAAACAGAGUUUAUCAAACAGACUCAUCUUUUAAAAAAAAGAAGAAAAAAAAAACUGAAUGCAAAUCAGUCGGAAGUGACGCGUAAGUGCAGGCAGGGAUUGUACUUUCCACGAUAUUACAUUGUAACAAUUAUCAGUUGCUGAGACUGUCGCCGCAGCACACAGAUCAAAUAAGAUACUGGAGUUUUCAUUUCUUUUUUUUGUUUUUCAAUAAUAAGGGCAGUUAAAACAAUGGGUCAAAUUGAAUGGGCCAUGUGGGCAAACGAACAGGCUCUAGCCGCCGGACUGAUUCUGCUAACAGGAGGCGUAGUGGGAGUUGCUGGGCAAUUUAAGGACUGGCAGUUUGCAGCCUAUGGAGUUGCUGCUGGUGUGUUCAUCUGUCUGUUGGAAUACCCGAGAGGGAAGAGGAAAAAAGGCACCAGCAUUGAGAGAACGGGUCAGAGGUACCUGACUGUUUGUGUCAAAGCAUUUGGUCCACUGACACGGAACUACUAUGUCCGAGCAGGCCUGCAUGCUGUUCUUUCUGUUCCAGGAGGGUUUAUGCUUCCCACAGUCCUUGGCUGUGUGUGUGUUGCGAUUGCCAGCCUCAUCUACCUGCUGGCUGCAAUCCGCGGAGAGCAGUGGGAACCCAUCAUGCCUCGAGUAGAGAGCAAGGAACGUCCUGGACAAAGCAUGAAGGAACCCCCCUCGAACCCACCCCCACGCCCCCCCGCAGAGCUCCGGAGGAAACGGCAAGAGGAUGCUGCGUAUGUCAACCCCAUUCCCAUCUCUGUCAACUCUGUUUAAGAGCACCUCCGAGGGGACCGUGUGACCAAGGGUGUGCGCAACCGAACAAUUGCUGCAGGCUGCACUGCAGGGGUCCCAGUUUACAGGAAUUCCUCUAGUUGACCAAAAAACAUAUUCUGUGGAAAUGUCCCUUGAAAAUGCUAUUAACCCCGGUACUGUUUAGAUUUCACCACGGGAAGGACACAAAAUGUUUUACCUUUAUACCCCCAGUUUUGCUUUGCUUUGUUUUGCAUUAAAAAUCAUUUUGGCAGUUUGGCAUUCUAGCAAGUAUCGGUUAUGAUGCAUUAAAAUCAUACUAAAUGUUUCUCAGUAGGAUCCUUUUGAACCAGUUUAUAUAUAUAUAUAUAUAAUAAUACUGAUGGAUCAUUAUUAAUAGAUUUUCUUGUUAAAAGGCAGAAGUUGAAUCAGAUUUGUUUGUAUUCUUACCAACAAUAAAUCCCAUUUGUACAUCAUUUAAGGAAAAUUAGUAAGACUACAUUUUGUUUGGGGGAUAAUCCACUGCUGGAUUUUCUGAGAUAUUUUACAGCACACGGCAAUCCUCUAGAUUUCAUUAACCGUUUUUUUUAGGGCUAAUCAUGGACAGGUGGUGGAUGCAAAUCCCCCCAGCUUUGGCUUAGGGUAAUCAAAUCAACCCCUUAGUGGGUUAUAGUUUAUGUAGUGAUAAUUUAAAGCAUUGGUGAUCGUCAAUGUUUUUAACCACUUCCCUACUAGUACUGCCUACCAGAGCAAAUUUUGUUUAUUAACAAAAUCGCAAUUGUUUUGCUGUAGUGUGCAUAGUAUAAAGGAACAACAUUGAUAUGUAGAAGUGAAAACAUUUUAAAAGUCAAGGAGUACUGAUUCUUUAUUACUAGUACUGAUGCUAGAUGGUACAAAAGUUAGUUUUGAUGUACGGCAGUAUCAUCUCUACUGGGUUGGCCACGCAGCUACUGUGUGGACAUGGACAGCAGGCUCAGAAGUGAAAUUGAGUCUUCUGUGGAAAUAACUAAAAUAGCUCUGUCUUUCGGGUGAGACGUAAAUUGUAAGAGACUCUGCAGCUGAUGCAUAGUUCACACACCCCAGUCUCUGUAAGUCGCCUUGGAUAAAGGCGUCUGCUAAAUAAACAAAUAAUAAAUAAUAAUAAUAGAAUGUUAUUUUAAACUUCUGUGAUAGUGCUUUUGAGUUUCAAAUGUACUUUUCUUUUUAAUCGCAAGUUCCUGCUCUCUCAUGUGUUGCAGUUAAACACUGGGAAGUCCCCUUUCUGUUAUAUUUUUAUUAAGCCUGUUUCCUGUUAAAACUGAAAAAAUAGCCAGUGUACCAAAUCAUUUGCAUGUAUAGUGUGCAUGACGACCUUAACUACAGCAGAUUCAAAUGUAACAAUACAUUUGAUCUGAAAGGGUACCCAAUAACCUGGGUACAUCUCGGGUGCCAUGUAUGUAAACCUGUCCUCUAUCGCCUUUUCCUACCUGUUUAUCAAAUACUUUUUAACAACCUCAUCUGCUGUAAUUGGUAUUUUACUAUACAUUGUUUUUUUCUACACAAUUUACCAAAGUAAGUAAAAUAAAAACGGUACAACGGGAAGGUUGAUAUAAUCCAGGGUGAUUCCUUAGUGCUGUAAAAUGGUAAAAAAAUACAUUUGUGUCUUUUCUCAAACAGGCAUAGGUUGAUCAAAUCAACCACCAGCAGGCUCAAAAAGCAAAAAAAAAAACAAACUCAAAAUGUCAGGAUGACUCAUUUCCCCAACAGGAUACCUGGUUUCUUUUUUUCAUAAGAGUUCCAGAAUUUUUCCAUGUUGAUUUGUACUGUAGUACAGUCCCAGGAGGAUUGCAGAUUGCCUUAUUCUAUGGUUGGAGUAUUAAAAUAAUUCUCUUUG
Molecule: messenger RNA, 2720 nt
Organism: Acipenser ruthenus (sterlet)
Lineage: Eukaryota; Metazoa; Chordata; Actinopteri; Acipenseriformes; Acipenseridae
Gene: cyba
Product: cytochrome b-245 light chain
Exons: 6
Coding region: 317-871 (184 amino acids)
Biological process (GO): superoxide anion generation
Cellular component (GO): NADPH oxidase complex
Molecular function (GO): heme binding
Source: RefSeq, a predicted model, not a curated record